AUGCUAUUCAAAUCAUUACUAAGCUUUAUAUCGCUUACUUCGACUGCUGUUUUGGCUAUCCCCACUAUUGAAGUACGCGGUAAUGCCUUUUGGAACACUGAAACUGGUGAGCGUUUCUACAUUAGAGGAGUUGAUUACCAACCAGGUGGAUCAUCAGAAUUGGAAGAUCCUUUAGCUGACACUGAUGUUUGUGAGAGGGAUAUUCCUUAUUUCCAAGAAUUGGGCAUAAACACUGUUCGUGUUUACUCGGUUGAUAAUACUAAAGAUCAUGAUGAAUGUAUGGACAAGUUAGCCAAUGCUGGUAUAUAUGUCAUAUUGGAUGUCAAUACGCCACAUUCAUCAAUUACUAGAUCCAAUGCCAAUUGUUCCUAUAAUUCCGACUAUUUACAAGAAGUUUUUGCUUCAGCCCAAUUGUUUGCUCAGUAUAACAACACUUUGGGUUUCUUUGCUGGAAAUGAGGUUAUUAACGAUGGUGCUUCGUUAGACGCAGCUCCUUAUGUUAAAGCAGUAGUUCGUGAUUUGAAAACAUUUAUCAAAAACCGUGGGUUUAGGACUAUUCCUGUGGGCUAUUCAGCGGCCAGUGUUGAUGAAUACCGUUUAAGUUCAGGAUUGUACUUCAACUGUGGUGAUGAUGAAUUGGCCAGAAUUGACAUGUACGGUAUAAAUGAUUAUUCAUGGUGUGGUGAUGCCAGUAUGACUACAUCACAAUAUUCACAAGAGUUGAAGGAUUUCAAAAACUUCACCAUCCCCUUGUUUUUCUCCGAGUUUGGGUGCAAUGCCAAAAAGCCUAGACCUUUUAGUGAAAUUGAAUCGAUUUAUUCUACUGACAUGUCUGCCGUGUUUUCAGGUGGAUUAGUUUACGAGUAUUCCGAAGAAGAUAAUGAAUAUGGAUUGGUGAAAUUGGAUGGCGAUGAUGUAACGCCCAAUCAGGAUUUUAAAAACUUGAAAUCAGAAUUCAACAAUACUGAAGACCCCAGUGGUGAUGGUGGAUACCAUAAAUCCGAUGGUGGUAACAAUUGUCCUACCAAAUCUUCUCUUUGGAAUGUCACGGAAGAAAUCCCUGAUACUCCUGGUGGAGCCAUCAAGUACAUUAAAGGAGUGGCUGAACCAACUGGUCAUGGAUUUGAUGCUUAUGUUCAGGGUAACUGUAAUGGUGAUAAUGACGUUGAUGAUUCGAAUGAUUAUAGUAGUACUAUUGGUGCAUCAACUCAUUCUGCUACUGCUGCAUCUUCUUCAUCCUCGUCAUCGUCUACUGGUUCAUCUAGUACGUCUUCCGGCUCAAAAGCAAAUGAAGGUGUUAUGUUGGCAACCACUUCUACUACUGGUAUUGUUGGAUUUUUAGCCUUAAUUGCCGGGUUUAUUGCUGUUUAG
Messenger RNA from Lodderomyces margitis, 1371 nucleotides. It is a transcript of the gene PGA4, whose product is annotated as 1,3-beta-glucanosyltransferase. The coding region runs from base 1 to 1371 and encodes 456 amino acids. The record is from RefSeq and is a predicted model, not a curated record. The transcript has a single exon. Lineage: Eukaryota; Fungi; Ascomycota; Pichiomycetes; Serinales; Debaryomycetaceae. Gene Ontology annotation, cellular component: fungal-type cell wall; cytoplasm. Gene Ontology annotation, biological process: fungal-type cell wall (1->3)-beta-D-glucan biosynthetic process. Gene Ontology annotation, molecular function: 1,3-beta-glucanosyltransferase activity.